Molecule: messenger RNA, 1227 nt
Organism: Cryptomeria japonica (Japanese cedar)
Lineage: Eukaryota; Viridiplantae; Streptophyta; Pinopsida; Cupressales; Cupressaceae
Product: F-box/kelch-repeat protein SKIP11-like
Exons: 4
Coding region: 1-1227 (408 amino acids)
Biological process (GO): regulation of phenylpropanoid metabolic process; negative regulation of cytokinin-activated signaling pathway
Molecular function (GO): protein binding
Source: RefSeq, a predicted model, not a curated record
AUGACUCCAAGAGAUACACUUACUAACGAAAAAUCACCAUUACCAGGGGUUCGCGCAGUUCUCAACGGGAGAGAACGCACGACUCCAGAGGGAGGUGCAGGGGCUGCCAAAAUAGAACUUUGGCAGAGCGCAGUCGCUAGAAACACAUGGCCAACAAAAAGGGAUAGCUCUGUCGGUGCGUUGCAGGGAUAUGGGGUUUUCAAGGAUCAGACGAAAUCCGUUAAUAAUCCACAUGCUUCGACGGUCAAGCAGGUGGCAGAUAUUGGGUUGCCCACCAGACAUCUACGUUUGCAAAUUUUAACCCUAACUGCGUCGGAAGCAAAUAUAUGUGCAAAGCUGUUGGAACCUGCCAAAGAAAUGUUGGAAAGUUUUCAGUUUUAUCAGGAUAGAAUUAAGUUUGGGCUGACUAAGAAAUAUAUACGUUUUCUCGAGGAUCAUAUUAGCAUAUCUAUAUACGAUCCUACUGAUCAGUCACGUAAACUGCUCCCUCCCACAAACGCAAUCGUUCAUAAGAUUAUAAAUGUGAAUCAUAAGAUUGUUGUGCUGGGCCAGUCACGCCAUUUAACUCCAUUGUUUCUGAUAUAUGAUUUUUUACCUAGUAUAUGGAAGCAUGGUGCUGAAUUUCCCACCCCCAGACCUGCAAACCUAGAGUUUGCAUGUUGUGCCUCACCUGAUGGAUCGAUUUACAUUGCGGGAGGAAAUGAUAAUGGUCUCAAUGAACUUCGUGAAGCAGCAGUUUAUAAAGUAGAUGAAGACAAGUGGGAGCUUCUUCCUAAGAUGCACCAGGGAAUUUACAGCUGUAGGGGUGUUUUUAUUGAAGGAAUGUUUUAUGUCAUUGAUAUUAAUAGAUGUCAAAGAUUUGAUCCCACCACAAGAGCAUGGACAACAAUAAAUAUGUCUAUUCCUAAUUCUUGCCUCGAUGUUAUGUAUGCCUUUCAACGACUAAUUGCAUUUACAAGUAAAGGAAUAGAGCAAUAUGAUUGGGAAGGAAAUUUAUGGAGGCAAUUGGAAACUCUCCCUCAACACCACCCUGUUUUAAAUGUUUGUGCCACAGUGUCGUAUGAUCGAAUUUUAUUUUGUGGAAUUUUUCGUAAUCCUGAUAUCUAUAUUUGUAAACUGUAUAUGUAUAAACCUGGAGCACCUUUCUCUGAGAGGUGGAUUUCUGUUGACCAACCCAAUAGUUUUCUGGAAGCGAUGGUUCAAUCUAUUGCCACCAUUGAAAUUUAA